Molecule: messenger RNA, 9457 nt
Organism: Helobdella robusta
Lineage: Eukaryota; Metazoa; Annelida; Clitellata; Rhynchobdellida; Glossiphoniidae
Exons: 2
Coding region: 598-8820 (2740 amino acids)
Source: RefSeq, a predicted model, not a curated record
GUAUCGUUGAGUUUUGUUUUUUAUAAAUCUUCAUUGAAAUGUUUACGAAAUCUGUCCUACUGCUCUAUAAUCGUCCGAUUGACGGAUUUAUAUGAAUUGGGCUGGCUGUACGGAUUUUAAAAAUGUAAUUUUAUCAUAGGUUUAAUCGAAAAUUGACGUUAUGUUUUAAAAAUUAGUUUAUGUAAUUUUUAGAGUGUGGAUGUAGAAAUUUAUUUUAUUUAAUUCGUUUUUAAAGACAAUUUCUCGUUUCAAAGAUCAAAUAAUCCAUUUUAGAUUUAUUUUCCCCAAUCAUUCUAUGCACUAUUUUUAUUCAGUUUAAUGGGGCAAGCAAAAUAACUUCCAAUAUCCAUAUCCAGUUUAACUUUUCUUUGAUGAUUUUAUUUUUGAUCUAUCUAUCUAUAUUUUUGAAAAAAAUAACAUACUUUUAAUAAAAACAUUGGAUAUAUUUAUUGCUUUAUUUAUGGUUUUUGUUUGUAACUAACCAGAGCCAUUUUUUAAGAUUUUUACUAACAAUUUUUAGUUAUAAACAUUGAACUAAUUUGAUAAUAUCUGGUUGCCUAAAUUAGUGGCCGCCAUAUCACAAACUUUUAACCAUUAAUGCCUAAAUCGAUAGUUAAUUCUUCUGCGGAAGUUAUUACAGUCGAUGGUAAACCCGCACAACAGCACCCACCACUUUCCUCCUCCUAUACGUCGAUGGACUUGUCCCCACUGAGUAACAACACGCAGCCCUCGCCAAAGGAUAGUGGGGUAGAUGUGAGCUCACCAACCCACCGAGAUGAGGAUGCAUAUUUUGGCAGUCCCCAAGUGACAAACAACAAUAAUAACAGCAUCAGCAAUUGCAGUAAUAACAUUAUUAGUAAUAAUAAUUCAGUCAAAGUUUGUAGUGUUGUUAACGAAAACAGAAUGCCUGCUGAAAACAUUAACAAAAAUGAUGUUAAGGCAGCCUCUCGUGAUGAUGUUACCAAAGAUGCUGCAUGUUUUAAUUCGGGGGUUUUAAAUUUUGCAGCCAAAGGAAAAAUUGAAAGUGAUGGAGUGGUAAAUAAUUUCACUACCAAAACCAAAUUAGUGAAUGGUCUUAAUAGUAAUAUAACUAAAGUUACUAAAUCAAAGUUUUACAGCACUGACAGAAAGAAACAUUUAAGCUUAGGCGAAAUUCAGGAGAGGGAGUUCAGAAAGAUCAUUGCGUUGGAUGAUAAAGAUCGAAAACAUAAAAACAGCAGCCAUACGACAGUUGCAAAGUCAAUUUCUCGUCAGAGUUCUACAAAAUCAAACAGCUCUACCACUUCAGUCACAAACUGCAAUCUACAUACUGGUGCCAAGAAGAGCUUAUCAAUGUCGUGCACUGAUAUAACCACUACAACAACAACAACAGCAGUAGCUACAACCACCAAUACUACUUCUAUUUCAAACUCCAUCUCAAAGACAUCAUCAAAGGUAACAAAAGUUAAAAAAGUAAAAAUGGAACUUGUAAAAAAUAAUUAUGCCAUUGCUCCCAUAGAAGAGAAAAAAGUUGGAUUUGUUAUAAAGUUAAAGAGACAAGAAACAACAACCAUUGGUAAAUCUGCAACUGCCGUUAUAACCACAACGACAACAACCACAAUGACAUCAACAACAACUGUCACAGCAGCAGUUUCGUUGUCUAACCAAAAACAAAAACGAGGUCCCACUGGCAACAAAAACGUUAGUGAAGUCAGUGAAAUGUCCCCAACUGAAGCCAAAUUAUCUACGUUGAACUCAGUAAGCUUGACAACAGCAUCAGCGCUAACAAAACAUCCAUCAGCCACAGCAAAACUUACAACAGUAGCAUCACUAAUCACCAACAACAGUAGCAACACAAACGAAACAACGUCAUCAACAACCAACAACAACAAACGAAAAGCUAAAAGUGAAUCUAGAUCAAGAGCCAAAAAGCUCCACAACAACAACAACAGUAGUAAAAAAACAGCAACCACUAACAAAUUUGAAAAUCAAUCAAACAGCAACUGCAGCAACGACAAAGUUUGUCUAACCAACCAAAUAAAAUUAGGUGGAUCUGAUUUAGGCAGAGGAGGUCCAGGGCUGGGCGCCUCUGGUGAUUCACCUAAAAUGCCAGAACUGCAAAUGGAGACACCUUUCAUUUCUUCUCCCAUGUCUGAUUCUGGGCUACAGAACAACAACAUCAACAACGCUAACAAUUUGCCACCUAAAUUUAAUACACUUAAUGAUAAUUCGAAUAGUAAUAACAAUAAUUUAAAUAACAACAAUAACAAUAAUAAUAACCACCAUAUUAGUUUCAACUACCACAACAGAAUUAAUAAUUUUUUCAGUAAUAUCACUAAUUCUAGCAGCCAACACUAUGAUUAUGUGAUAGGUGAUAGUAAUAAUAUUAAUAAUAAUAAUAAUAGUAACAACAACAAUAAUAAUAAUAAUAAUGUUGGUAGUGGCUUCAAUCCUGUUAAUUAUGCUAAUAAUUACAAUAUCAGUAGUGGUAAUAAUGAUGGUGAUACGAAUUCCCAUAGAAAUAGUAGUGGUACUUCUACUAUUAAUGAAUACAAUACGCCACUAUUGUCAUCCUCAUCAUCAUUUUCACCAUCAUCAUCAUUGCCAAUGAAGAUGUCUCCAUAUUUUCCAACAGCAUCAUCAUCAUGUUUUCCAGGUGUUUCUACGACAAUAGCAACAGCAUCAACGUCGUCUUUUUCUACAUUCUCCCCGAUGUCAUCAACAUUUUUCCAGGCGUCAAUAUUUCAACCUCAACUGAUAACAAUGCCUAAAAGGUUGAAAUGUCGAUUAGGCAAUAGUGUUAUAACUAAAACUUUACCGAAUUUUGUUGUUGGGAGUGCUCCAGCAACAUUUUUGCCAGGUAAUUUUACAACUACUGCCAAUCCUACUAGCAGUGAUAAUAAUGCUGUAUGUGCUGUUGGUUUCAAUAGCCAUUGUCCUAGUACUUACAACAACAAUGUUUUUAGCAGCUGCAACGUCACUAACUACAACAACAUCAACAUCAGUAACAUAGCCAACAACAGCAACAACAACAUAAGUAACAUUGCCAACAACAGCAACAACAUUUGCAACAACAACAGCAAUGAUGCAGUUUUCAAUUUUCAUGACAACUUAAACACAGCCAACAGUACAAUAUCACAUCACAAUAAUAACUACUAUAGCAACAAUAAUAACGACAAUAGCAGUAAUAGUAAUAAUAAUAGUAAUAAUAACUUUUGCCCCAUUGUUGGUUAUGAUAACAAUAGCAUUAAUUCUAGAACAUUAGAUAUACCUGAUACAUCUGAUUUACACCUAGCAACAAAAUCAGUGCCAUCAACGUUGACCACAUCAUCAUCAUCAGUACCAACAUCUUCAACACCAACAUCAUCAUCAGCAUCAACAACAACAACAGCAACGACGUCGUCAUCAUCACCGUCAACAACUACUACUACUACAACAGCAAAGAAUUCUGUAAAAUCAAAAAGUAACAAAAAACCUCAGAAAUCGUCAGAAAAUUAUUUAUCUGUUAAGAGUGUUACCGGUUUAAAAAUAAAACUUUUGAAGCCAAAGACAACACCACUCCUUAUGGCAACCACUACCAUUGCCACUACUACUACUACUACCAUUUCAACUGCUACUAUCGUUACUACUACUACUACAUGUACCUCUGAUAGUAAUACUGCUACAUCUAGCAUACACAACAACACCAGUAGCAAGGAUGAUACCUGUAACGUUGUUGAUAGCAUUUAUAAUGAUGGAAUGUCGCACCCGUCACCUAAACUUUCAUCAAAAUCAACAUCAGCAGCUGUAGCGGUUGGAGCAGCGACAUCAACAGUUGAAGCAGCAGUAGCAUCAGAGUCACCAUUUUUUGGCCCAUCAUUACCUACACUGGGUGAAAUGAUGAUAAUGACGUCUGCAACAGCAACGACUCCAUCCGUAUCUGCAACAAUCAAACCAUCGUCACCCUUUCAUGAUGGUGACGGUGGGGGUCAUUCUAGUAUUAGUAGUAGUAGUAGUAGUAGUAACAAUAAUAAUAAUAAUGAUAAUAGAAUUGAGAGUAAAUUCAAUGGUGUUUCUCCUGCGAGUGAUUUAGACAACCAACAUCGCAGCAGUUUCCAACAUUUUCAGCAGCAGCGGCAACCGUUUUCAAGUGCAGAUUUUCAGGCACAACAGCAACAAAACCAGCUACAACCACCGCAACUACAACAACAGUAUCAGAACCAACAGCAGUACCAGCAUUACCACAGCGGCCGUCAUCAACAAUCGGAAGGACCGAAUCAAAACCGGCAACAACAUCUGCAACAGCAGCAGCAGCAACAACUUUUUAAUAUGCUGCAGAGUUCACUACAACCUCAUUGCCUGCAACCAUUUCAACAACAACAACAAAAUCAACAGUUUUAUCUUGAUCAACAACAAAACUUGCAACAACAACAACAGCAGCAGCAAAAUUUAGACCAAUGCCAUCAAACCUUGUUAAAUCCACAUCAGCAGCAAAAUUUGUGUUCUUCACAUCAACAACAUCAACAGCCACAAAAGCAUGAAGUGCACCAGCUGCAAAUUUGCAAAAUAGUCAAAGAAAAAUGUGUUGUAAUGCCAGAUGGUAGAACAAAAAGAUUAAAACUAAAAUUAGCCCUGCCACCAUUACCACCACCACCAUCAUUUUCAUCAUCAUCACUUUCGUCAUCAUCAUCAUCAUCGUUGUUUUCCACCUUUUCUUCGUCUCCACUUCAGACGUUUCCACCAUUACAAGCAGCUCCAAGAAUGCCAGAAGCAAAUUUUACUGCAGAUUACCUUAUGUUGUCAUCAUCAUCGUCAUCGUCUUAUUCAUCAUCACCAUCAUCGUCGUCGUCUUAUUCAUCAUCAUUAUUAUCUUACUCAUCAUCGUCGUCGUCAUCAUCGCCGUUCUUGACGUUGUCGUCAUCUUUAUCGUUAUCAUCUUCGAGGUCAUCUUUACCUAUUUGCUCAAUUAACUCAGGUUCACCAUUCAACAGUAAGAAUAAUAACAACAACAACAAUAAUAAUAAUAAUAAUAAUAAUUACCCUAACUCUAACCACAAUAAUAAUAAUAAUAACAAUAGCACCACCGCCACCAACAACCACAACAACUGCAAUGAUAUUAUCAAUUUCCAACAUUUGGCCAGUACAUUCGAUGAUGAUCGUCACAAGUUUCUGUCCCAGCACAAACAAAGUGAUCAUCUCAAUCAGAUUAAUCCGAAUCACCUCUACAACAAAAAUAAUAAUAAUAAUAAUAAUGAUAGUGCUGGUAAUAGUAGCGACAAUUUUCAUCAUUAUCAGGAUUAUGGCCAGCUGCAGUACAGUUCAGAGCUAUUGAAUUUAAAUAAAAAAUAUGAUGUGGUUGAUAAUAGAGAUGAUGAUGACGAUAAUAGAGAUGAUGAUGGUGUCUCUAGUGACUACAGUAAUCACAAACAGAUAUCGUUAUCAUCAUCUACGCAGCAGUCCUUAUCAGUAAAGAUGUCGUCGUCAUCACCACCAUUAUCAUUAUUAUCACCCCAUAGACAAAUAAGAAGGAGUGAUGAUGCUUAUGCUUAUGAUAAUGAUGACAAUCAUCAUCAUCGUAAUCAUAGUAUUUCCAAAAAGUUCCUUAAUAAUUUUAAGCCAACCAGUGGCAGUUGCUUCGUGUCCGAAGACGAGUAUGGUGAUAUGCCUAAGCUGGAAAGGAAUGAAACAGCUGAUUCAUUGCAACAACAGCCACAACAAUCUAAGCAUCAGCAAGAAAUACACCUUAAAAGGACAACAAACGACAACAACAACACCAUCAAACAGGCUACCAGCAACAAUAGUUGCAAGGGCAGCAACAACAAAGACAUCGACAAUGGUUCUCCGUCGUCAAGGAAAAGCAUUCCCAAAGAGGUAAAACCUUCCGUGGCUACAUCCACUUACGACAACUCAACUGCUACUACUGCUACUACUUCUACUGAAACGACAGCAGCUUCUGCCGCUUCCACUGACAUCACCCCACUACCGAAAAAGAGAAGAUUAAAAUUUGAAGGUCUGGAACUUGAUUUAGACUGCCUCAACAACAACAACAACAACAACAACAGACUGAAAAGUGACAGCAACAACAACAGCAGCAGCAGUAAUUUUGGUGACAACAACAAUGACAAUGAUAGCAGAAGCACAACAACAACGAGGUGUUUGAGGAAAAGAGAACCACCAAAAGUGGAGGCGAAGGGUAAGUUGAACGAACGAAAGAACGAAAAAAUGAGUGAGAAAAGGAAUAACAGUAGGAAGGCUUUGAUCACUGAGAAUAAUAAUAAUGAUAAUAGUGAUGAUAAGAUUCAUAAUGAUGAUAGUGGUCUUGUUGUUAAUACUGAUUGCACUGUUAAAGAGAGUAAUGCAAGUAGAGGUAAGGGCAAUAAAAAGUUUAAGAAAAAGUGCCAAACUGACUCAUCCUUAUCGUCAUCUGUGACGUCAUUAUCAUCAUCAUCUGUGACAUCAUCUUCACUUCAAAAAACAGCUGCAAAAUCAUUCAUUUCAUUUGAUCCUUUAUCGUCGUCGUCUUCAUCCACGACGGCGAUGAUGAUGAUGAUGACGCCACCGUACGAUAGUCAAAAGGUACAAAAUUACUACCACCCUUGCAGUAAUGAUAAUAGUAAUAAAAACGCGUCAUCAUCGUCGUCGUCGUCAUCAUCUAUGGCGUCAUCAACGACAUUUUUGUCCACUGUGUUGUCAACACCGCCGUCAAUACAAACGUCAUCUGCUAAUGUUUUUACUCCGACACCACCAUCAUCGUCAUCAUCAUCUUCGUCGUCAUCUUCAUCGUUAUCAUCUUCUUCGUCGUUUACUCUAUCCGAAACGUCAUCAUUUUCAUCAUUCAUAUCAUCAACAUCGUUUACAUCUGGCAUCUCUAUCUAUAACUCUAGUCAGGGAAAUGUUAAUUUUAAGUCCACUUUUAGCUACAGUAAUAAUAAUAAUUUCCAUCAUCAGAACAGUGCUACCAUUGUUAAUGAUUAUAUUGAUCAGAAUUUUACUGCGGGUUCCAGAUUCCCUAAUCGAUGUUUACAUCAUUCGUCAUUUUCUCUUUCCCCACCACCAUUUUUAUUCAGCUCUUCAACUAACAAUAACCAUCUUCACUUGCAAUCUCUCGUUCAAACGCCUCUAUAUAACUGUACGACCAUUCACUCUUCUAGUCCGGAUGAUUCACCCGCCAAUCAAGUUGUAGCCCCUCCCACAACCAGCUCCGCCGUCGCUAGUGUUGCUACUAGUUCAGUGGCCAUUAGCAUGUGCCCACCUCCUAAGUUUGUUAGAAGUUUUAAAGAAGUUAGCGACGAUAACGUUGAACUUAGCAGCAAAAAAGAUGAGAAUAGCCAGGAUGAAGAGGUCGAUGAUGUUACGAUUGUCGAUCUGCCGCCCACUGAUCUUAUUCAAAGUAAUUGUUUCACUAUGAAAGAGAGUGUAUCAGUCGGUUCUCUGAAUGUUGUCACAUACCUACCAAGCGCUCUGACCGGCUUUACCUCCACCAGCAAUGGCCUCAUCUCUCCAAUUGGCAACAUCUCAAAUAAUAGCAACAUAGUCGAUAGGCUAAACUCUAAAGCAUUCCAAGAGAAGUCGAGUAAACUUUCAAAGAUAUGCCUGAAACUGCAGGCCAAUGGCGCCUUGAAACUCUCCAACCAGCCACCACUGACAGUAGCAAAAGCGACAACGACAGCUGCAAGUAAUGAUGUUAAUAGAAUUAGCAUUGAUUUCCAGGUUAACAGCAUCCAGAGCGGAGUUAGGAAGGAGAUUCAAGUGACCAGCAGUGAGUCCAGUCCUGUCAGCAAGCGAAAAUAUGAUUCACUAGAAUCCAACACGGAUACUGCAACUUGUAAAAAGCAAAUAACACCUAACAAAAAAGUUAAAAAAUCAGAUUAUUUAGAGAGGCUUGCAGACGAGUUGAAAUUGAAGCAGCAGCUGCAGGAGGAGGCCGAGAAGCGUGAACGACAGCAGAGAGAAGAACAACAGAGAGAGAUGGAGGAACAGGAAAUGAGAAACAAACGAGCAGACGAACGAUUGGUCAGAUAUUACGAAGAACAUUCCGAGGACAUUGACAGGUACAUCUCUGAUCAGGUGCACCUAGUCAGGCUACGAAAUAAAACGUACAGGUUGUUCUGCUGCUUGUUUCCUGACGUGCAAACGCCAGUCAAGUUAUCUCCAGAUACAGAGGCUAUUGAUCAGCUGAUCGUCGACGCCAUUUCUGUUCUGGAUUGCUCCUCCUCCUCCUCUAGCGACGACCUCUCGACUUGCCCCAAUGACGUCACAGCCUCCAAAGUUCAAAGUUCAGAUAACAAUGAAGUCGAAAAUGUCGGCAGAGUAACGAGCGAUAGUACGCUUACGACUGAUAACACUGCUGGCUUUCUAGCCACCACAACAGAGAAAAAUGGAAUGGAGGAUUGGCAGUUAGAGAGUACUACUGCGACAUCGGAACUAUCGGAUGGGUCACACACAUCCCUGAAUCCUAACUCACCAAAUUAUCUACCGAGAAUCGUCCUAUGCAGGUCGGCCAGUGGCUGCUUGAAUCGGUUGUUAGGCGCACUUCAGAAGUUCCUAAUUUUAGUGCUGCCUCAUCUACGAAUCACCCUGGAGACAGACGCCACUCUGGACUGCAUGGAGAGGAUUCUCGAUCGAGUCGUCAUGGCCAAUUGUGCGUUCAUCGGUUUCAGUACGCCCAUCCCUGAAUCUAUUAAUAGCAAACAGAUUGUCAAUGUUGGCAGUGUUGUAAAUGGUAGUGUCGGUGAUACUAAUGAUAAUGAAACCUCUGCAGCUGCUGAUGGUGAUGAUGGUGAUAUUAAGAUUGUGGACGUUGAUGAUGAUUUGAAUGAGAAGAUAGUUGAUGAUAACUUGUUAGGAAUGACGAAUGUCUAGAUGGUGAUGAUGUAAUUAUCAUUACUAUUAUUAAAGCAUUUAUUAUCAUCCCCACCGUCACUGAUGAUUAUGUAUGUAUGUCAGUCUGUCUCUCUUUGUCUGUUUGUUUGUUUGUUUGUAUUUUUGUUUGUAUUUUUGUUUGUUUGUAUGUAUGUAUGUAUGUAUGUAUGUAUGUAUGUAUGUAUGUAUGUAUGUAUGUAGAUGGAUAGAUGAACUGAAAUAAUGAGAUGAUGAUAAUGGAAAAUAAUUAAUUACGAUGGAUGACGAAACUUUACUUUUGCAUUCUUAAAUGAAAUUUCAACCAACAACAACAAUUAACGCUAUUUAUUUAUAGUUUAUAUAUAUAUAUAUACGUACCUGUAUAUGUGUUUAUGUGUAUGUAUGUGCUUUUGUUUGCAUGCAUGUAUGUGUAUUAUCAUUGACUGUAUGCUGAGGGUAGAAUGAAUCUUUGUCAAGUCUCUAAUAGUUUUGUCAGCUUUCAACGAAAUUUUACGUAUUGUGCUUUUGGCAAUGCUGAUUAUGAUGAUGAUGGUGGUGGUGGUCAUGAUAAUAAUGACGAUUGGAAUGGUGAUGGUUAUGAUGAUGGUGGGGCGGUCGUGACGAUGAUGAUGAUGAUUGGAUUAAGAUGAUCAUCAUG